Messenger RNA from Pteronotus mesoamericanus, 1008 nucleotides. RefSeq names its product sperm tail PG-rich repeat containing 1 (gene STPG1). The coding region runs from base 1 to 1008 and encodes 335 amino acids. The transcript is spliced from 8 exons. Gene Ontology annotation, biological process: positive regulation of mitochondrial membrane permeability involved in apoptotic process. The record is from RefSeq and is a predicted model, not a curated record. NCBI's taxonomy places the organism in Eukaryota, Metazoa, Chordata, Mammalia, Chiroptera, Mormoopidae.
AUGAACACCUCUGCACAAAAAGAUGAACAGCCUGGCCAAAAACAUUCCAGAAUUGUCAACAAAGUCCAGAAAGGUUUUACUGCUGCAUAUCCAACACAAUCCUCCAUUCCUUUUAAAUAUAAGCCUUCAGUAGUUCAAGAAUCAGAAAAAAAAGGAUUUAAUAGCCAAGCCAAGAGAUUUUAUCUUAAGACGGACGAUCUCCCAGGACCUGGGUUCUACAAUGUCACCCACCAAUCUCCAGUGUCCAACAGUGUCUCGCUAUCUAAGAAAGGAACGUGCACUUUUCCCUCUAUGAGUGCCCGACUGGACACCAUAAUUUCUAAGUAUCCCGCAGCCAACGCGUACACUAUCCCGUCAUGUUUUGUUUCGAAGAAAGACUUCAGUAAUUCCUGUUCCCGCAUGUUCCAGUUGCCAAGCUUUGCGAAAGUUCUCAAAUCUGAAACUCCUGCACCAAACCAUUACAAUGCCUCCAUCUGGAGCUGCAAGCAGAAAAACAACGUCAGCGCCCGAGCCGGGUUCAUGUCCAAAACCCAGAGAGGAUUUUUCACUGUCACUGAAAGAGGACCUGCCCCAGGGCAUUAUAAUAUCAAUGAAUCCCUUGUGAAACCGUCGCCAAAGAUGUUAAUGUCCUGUUUUAAAUCAAAAACUGGCCGUGGAUUCCAAGUGACAUCAAUAGGCCCGGGACCCGGUUAUUACAACCCAAAUGAUUGCAUCAAAAUUCCAACAAAGACUCUUAUCCCGAGAAACCCCACCCUGAACUUCUCUGCCUCUCCUUUGCCUCUGCCCCCGAAGCCGCCUCUCCCAGGCCCUGGUCAGUACGAGAUCGUGGACUACACGGGGCCCCCCAAGCAGUUCAUCUCCAGCGCAUCGUUUGUGUCCAACACCAGCCGGUGGACCGCAGCGCCGACCCAGCCAGGCCUGCCUGGCCCAGCCACGUACAAGCCGGAAUUCCCUGGCAAGCAGUCCUUUCUCUACAACGAAGACAACAAGUGGAUCCCCGUGCUGUAG